AGACCCAGAUGCUGGUGUUAAUGGUCAAGUUCAUUACAGUUUGGCAAACUUCAACAAUCUUUUCCGAAUCACAUCAAAUGGUAGCAUUUAUACAGCAGUUAAACUGAACAGAGAAGUAAGGGACUAUUAUGAACUUACUGUUGAAGCAACAGACGGAGCUGUGGACCCUCGCCGUUCAACGCUAACUUUAGCAAUCAAGGUGCUGGAUAUUGAUGACAACAGCCCUGUUUUUACUAAUGCUUCCUACACUGUCUGUGUCCCAGAAAAUCUACCACCAGGCACUGUCUUCCUGCAAAUAGAGGCAAAGGAUGUUGAUCUUGGUUCCGAUGUUAACUAUCGAAUACGGACACAGGAAGCACUACAGUAUUUUGCACUGAACAAGUAUACAGGCGAGUUAUCGCUUUUGAAGUCCUUGGAUUACGAAUCAUUCUCUGACACGGAAGCAACCUUCACCUUUCUUGUGGAAGCCUUCGAUAGCAAGGGCACUAUGCCUCCUGGUCUCGCUACUGUCACAGUGAGAGUACAGGACAUGAAUGAUUACUCUCCAGUAUUUAGCAAAAAGCUCUACAGGGGAAUGGUUGCUCCUGAUGCAGUCAAGGGCACCGUUAUCACUACCGUUUCAGCUGAGGAUCAAGAUCCUCCGGGCACACCAGCAAGUCGAGUCCGAUACAAAGUAGAUGUUGUCCAGUUUCCUUACAGUGCCAGCAUUUUUGACGUGGAUGAAAACUCAGGACGCGUAGUAACCCGAGUAAACUUCAAUGAAGCGCCAAGUACAGUGUUUAAGCUAGUGGUCAUUGCAUAUGAUGAUGGGGAUCCUGUGAAGUUCAAUACCACUACCGUAGAAAUUGCUGUGCUGCAGCCUUCAGUAAUUCCACGGUUUACGCAGGAUGAAUACAGACCCCCGCCAGUGAGUGAAAGUGCACCAAAAGGAACUGUGGUCACAGUUGUAACAGCGGCCGCCUUGAACCAGACAAUUGUAUAUUCAAUUGUUUCAGGAAAUGAAGAGGAUGUGUUUGCUAUUAAUAAUAGAACGGGUGUGAUCUCAGUUAAAAAGUCUCUGGAUUAUGAAAGUGUGAAAAGCUAUGAGCUUCGAGUUCAAGCAGACUCCUUGCAAGUGGUACGAUCCAAUCUGCGUGUCCCUUCCAAAAGUAAUACAGCCAAGGUAUUUAUUGAAGUGAAGGAUGAAAAUGACCAUGUGCCUGUCUUCACCAAAAAAAUGUACAUUGGGGGAGUGUCUGAAGAUGCCAAAAUGUUUUCUUCUGUGCUUAAAGUUAAGGCUGAUGAUAAAGACACUGGGAAUUACAGUGCCAUGCAAUACAGACUCAUCAUUCCUCCAAUCAAGGAUGGUAAAGAAGGUUUUGUGAUUGAAGCUUAUACAGGGCUAAUAAAAACUGCUAUGCUGUUCAAAAAUAUGAGAAGAUCCUAUUUCAAGUUUCAGGUCAUUGCAACUGACAAUUAUGGAAAAGGACUGAGCAGCAAAGCAGAAGUACUUGUCUCUGUGGUCAAUCAGUUGGAUAUGCAAGUCAUCGUCUCUAAUGUUCCUCCCACCCUUGUGGAACAAAACAAAGAUCAACUCAUAGGGAUUUUGGAACGCUAUGUCCAAGAUCAGAUUCCCGGUGCGACGGUCGUGGUGGAAUCCAUCGGUGCGCGGAGGUUUGGUGAUGGGUACUCUGAAGAGGAUUACACCAAGUCUGACCUCAUGGUCUACGCAAUCGACCCGCAAACAAAUAGAGCUAUAAUGAGGAACGAACUUUUUAAGUUCCUGGAUGGCAAACUGCUGGAUAUCAAUAAAGAGUUUCAGCCAUACCUGGGGCAGGGUGGACGCAUCCUGGAGAUCCGCACCCCGGACGUGGUAGCGAACGUGAAGAAGCAGGCGCAAGCCGUAGGCUACACGGAAGGCGCGUUACUUGCUCUGGCCGUCAUAAUCAUCCUUUGCUGUAUGCCAGCUAUUUUAAUAGUUAUGGUCAGCUACAGACAGCGACAGGCCGAAUGUGCAAAGACUGCGAGAAUCCAGAUGGCUUUACCAGCAGGCAAACCAGCAAGCACCGCUGCAAAUAACCUCUAUGAAGAGCUUGGCGACAGCACCAUGCGAGGAUAUGCACAGCAAGAGCAACAGCAGUUGCUGAGACCUUCUCUUCUCAGACCAGAGGAGUUAAGUAUGGAGUCUGGAAUUGAUCCAGGGCAGGAAUACUAUGGGCAAGAUUACUACAGUUAUGAGCAUGGGUAUGAACUGCCUCAGUAUGGGAGCCGCCGCCGAUUGCUGUCUCCUUCGGGGAUGUACGAUGAGUACGGGGAAGUCGUGGUGGAGAAUGACAGUGGCUACUACUAUAGCCCGCAUGGAUCGACAGCAGAAGAGUGGGCCAGAAAGAAAAGGAUCAAGUUGAUAGUCGACCCAGAGUAUGAGACCAGCUCCACCGGAGAAGACAGCGCUCCCGAUUCCAGCCAGAGGAAUCGUCUUAAUAACCCGAAUAUUCACAACAACAUCAACGGUAACAUCUACAUUGCACAGAACGGCUCUGUUGUCAGAACCCGUCGCGUUUGCCUUGGUAAUAAUUUAAAAGUCACAUCUCCAGUGAGGCUGGGGAAACAAUUCAAGAAACUGGACAAGCUUGCAGUGACACACGAAGAGAACGUCCCACUGAACACAUUGUCAAAGGGACCAUCUUCUAGUGAUAAAAUGAACACAAGACCUUGCAGCGUCUCAUUUGCUUCCUCUACGAUAGGGGCCGAAAAUAUAGUAACAAAGCCAGGGGGCUCCAAAAUGAAAAGCACAGAAGAGCAAGAGUCAGUUGUUGAUAAUGAGGAUGUCAAAGAGCCCUUGGAGUCGCACAGUGAACACACACAGUCAGAUGAAGAGGAGCUCUGGAUGGGCCCUUGGAACAACCUUCACAUACCAAUGACAAAACUGUGAUUUUAUUUUUUUUUUUAUUUUAAUUUUUACUUCAGUUUAUAAUAAACUGCGCUUUUUAUUGUCACUGAGGAAAAUGUAUGAAAUUUGUAUUGUGCACAUAUGUUGUAUACUACAAACGACACGCUUUAAAGUUUAAAAACAAAAUUUGCACUCACAUUUGUACCAAUUAAUUGUCCUCCCCAACAACUAUUUUGACAGGCUCCCAUUUCACUAAACAAUACUUCAUUUAAAUUAAUUAGGUUUUUUGGAUCUUGAUUUAUUGUUUAAUAAACAGUAAACUACUAAUAAAUGCACAGCAACACUUGGUUAACUUUCAAACAGUUCUAUACAUGCCUAGCUUGUUUUUCUGUAUGGUACUUGUGGCUAUACUGUUUAGAUUUGGAAAUUGUCUAUUUAUGUUCAAGAUUUAUAUCCAGAGCUCUUGAUUUUGAACUCAGAGUAAUAAAUUAAAAAUAAAUCCAUG
This is a messenger RNA of Fulmarus glacialis (Northern fulmar), 3374 nucleotides long. RefSeq names its product protocadherin-15-like. Gene Ontology annotation, cellular component: plasma membrane; cell-cell junction. NCBI's taxonomy places the organism in Eukaryota, Metazoa, Chordata, Aves, Procellariiformes, Procellariidae. The transcript has 18 exons. Bases 488 to 2911 code for a protein of 807 amino acids. Gene Ontology annotation, molecular function: calcium ion binding. The record is from RefSeq and is a predicted model, not a curated record. Gene Ontology annotation, biological process: homophilic cell-cell adhesion.